Cryptotermes secundus is the source of this 3937-nucleotide messenger RNA. Its product is annotated as ABC transporter G family member 20. Gene Ontology annotation, cellular component: membrane. NCBI's taxonomy places the organism in Eukaryota, Metazoa, Arthropoda, Insecta, Blattodea, Kalotermitidae. The record is from RefSeq and is a predicted model, not a curated record. Gene Ontology annotation, molecular function: ATP binding; ATP hydrolysis activity; ABC-type transporter activity.
UAACAAUGCACGCACAGUUUACGUACACAUCCGCUCAGCACGUUUCGCAGCUCAGUCGCUUCUUGGUUAGCGGGGGGCACAGGCCUGUGUCAUGAGGCGAAACGCGAUCGAAAACCGUGACACUGACAUCAAAAUGGCGGAGGAUGCGGCGGUUAUAGUGAGACAGGCGUGCAAACAUUACGGCAGCAAGCGAACGGGGAAAGUAAUCCUGGAUAAUCUCAACAUGACAGUUCCCAGGGGAUGCAUUUAUGGGCUUCUCGGAGCAAGUGGCUGUGGAAAGACUACAUUACUGAGUUGCGUUGUGGGACGCAAACAACUAAACUCCGGGGAUGUCUGGGUCCUGGGUGGUAAACCAGGCUCUAGGGGCAGUGGGGUGCCUGGACCCAGGAUAGGAUACAUGCCACAGGGUGGACAAAAGAGACGAGUUUCGUUUGCCGCAGCACUGGUCCAUAACCCAGAGCUACUGAUUCUGGACGAGCCUACUGUGGGACUGGAUCCUGUCCUACGAUCUAGCAUCUGGGAUUACCUUGUUCAGCUGACAGCGAACCAUCAAAUGACAGUUGUCAUUACAACUCAUUACAUAGAGGAGGCCAAAGAAGCUGAUGUGAUAGGUCUAAUGAGGGGUGGAAAACUGCUGGCAGAAAGACCACCACAGCAACUGAUGUCAGCAUUCAACUCUUCAAAUUUAGAAGAAGUAUUUCUUACCCUCAGUAAGAAGCAGGAAGAAGCAGAUACUGAUAUACGUUCCACACUUGCAGACACACUAUUGGACAGUAUUAUGGAGCAAGAGAAAGAACCUCAAGUGAUACCUCACAUCGACACCAUCAGUUCUGAACAAGGCAACAGGAGGAAGUUCCACACUUCAUCUUCACAGCGAAUGCGUGCAUUACUCAUCAAGAAUUUUAAUAGGAUUUCUCGUCAUUUAGGGGGCCUGUUCUUCAUUUUCGGAUUCCCAGUACUAGAAGUUGUAAUAUUCUUCCUUGCAAUUGGUGGAGAUCCCAAGGGACUCAAGUUGGCAGUAGUGGAUGAAGAGUUAGGAAACUUCACCAGCUGCAUGCAGUACAGUUUCUUCAACCCCACUGAACCAAUUCUCCAUAAAGAUGAAACAUGUGACUUUCAUGGUCUCAGCUGCAACUAUCUGAACCGCAUCAAUCAAAGCAAGGAAUAUUACCAUGAUGUGGAAAAAGCCAUAGAGUCUGUGAAGAAAGGAGCUACUGUAGGAAUGCUGCAUUUCCAUAGAAACUUCAGCAGGCAGCUACAGUUGCGUCUGGAUGAUGGGAAGGAUGCAUCAAACACAACAAUUGAAGAAAGCGAGCUAGGGGUACACCUAGACAUGUCCAAUCGUCAGAUUGGUUUCUUUUUGGAAAAAAAUCUUCUGCAAGCAUACCUUGAUUUGGCACAAGAUGUCAUGAGAGCAUGCAACCAAAGUACAAAACUGGCACAAGUUCCAAUGCAGUUCAAUGAUCCAGUAUAUGGUGUGAAUGAUGAAAAUUACGCAGUAUUCAUGGCUCCAGGGCUUAUAAUGUCGUUAAUAUUCUUUCUGGCUACUAGCCUAACAUCAUCUAUACUCAUAACGGAACGGAAUGAAGGUGUCUGGGAUCGUAGCAUUGUGGCAGGUGUAACAACAACAGAGAUUCUGAUAGCACACAUAAUUUCACAGAUGGUUUGCAUGUUAAUGCAAAUGACUAUUAUACUGAUAUUAGCAUUCUGGGCAUUUGAUGUUCCUUGUGUUGGAAAUAUGGUCACUGUUACAGUGAUGGUUGGUCUUCAAGGAUUCUGUGGCAUGUGUUUUGGUUUCCUCGUUUCAACGACAUGUGACAAUCUCACAACAGCAAAUUACUUUUCGCUCGGUAGCUUCUAUCCUUACAUAUUCUUAUGUGGCAUGUUGUGGCCACUUGAGGGUAUGCCAGAACUGCUACGAGUGGUGGCCUUCUGUCUGCCAGGCACAGUUCCCAUUGUGUCGAUGCAUGAUAUCCUGAGACGAGGGAAAAGCAUACUAGACUCACAGGUAUACAGUGGAUUCCUCAUCACCAUUCUGUGGAUUCUGCUUGAGUGUGGCUUCUGUAUUUUUAUACUCAAGUUAAAAAGCAAGAAAACCUGAGAUUCAUGUUUUUCACUGUUGGUAUUAUGUGAAAUUUGAUACGUGGUCCUCUUAAAGAAGGAAAUUCACAGCUUGAGGUCAUGUGGUUAUGGAACAGUGUUACUCUUCCAGUGGGAUACAUCCCAUUAGUGGGAACUGAUGGUCAGCUGGGUGGCAUAUGAGGUCUCACAAAUAAUGAUUAAUUCAAUCACAAUGGAAUUUUCCUGCACUGCAUGUACAGAAUUCUCAUUAGUGCUGUACAAGAAUCAUAUUUCUGCUAACAGAAUUAUAUCAUUAGGCUUGAGAUUCUCAUGGCACUGACUGUGAAGUGUAUGGCUUUCUGGGUUGUAAUAUUGGUAGUUUAAAGAGAGAUCAAUGUUUCAGAGAAAUAUGUUGCCUCCAUCUUCAGGAUCAAAGGGUAAGCCAAGCAAGAAACCAGCAGAAGCAGAUGGAAAAAUAAGCGAAAUCUGUGUGGAAUAUGUGGCCUGAUAUAAUCCAGUCCAUGUCUGCAAGGAGCAUUCAAAAAGCUGAUUGAAGAGUGACCACUGUCUGAUAGUGGAGUCAGAGAGAGCCAAUGGAAGCAAAGGAAAUGGUACUUAUUUGGGACCUGAACAGGGCCAUUUGCAACCAACUGAAGUUGGGCUAGAGAAAAGUUUUAUGUAUGAUGUCUGGAGAACAGGCUAGGCAGGGGUAAAAGGACCAAGAGGAACGGAAAAUAUGUACCAAGAAGAGUGAGGUAAUAUACUGUUACCAAAACAGUCAAGGAAGCCUAGGAGUACUGAAAGGGCAGACUCCAUGCCCUCAAAUGUAGCGGGGGCAUGUGCCAACUUGCUUGAAGAACCAUUUUGCAAGAAACCACCUACGAGGAAGGUUUCUCGCAUUAUCUCAGUGAGAAGAUGAGAGGUUCCCAUGAAUUACUUAAACAGAUAUCAUCCUUCAAGUUCAUGUUGUUGGGAUGGAGCUGGCUACAUUGACCGAAAUUGAUGCUGCACUUUGCCAUUGCCGGAUUGACGGGAUGUUCAAGACAUCUGUCAUUUGAGUGGUGGCCCUCUCACAGCUACUUACAGGCCAGAUCUUUCAUGUGCAGUUUGCUUAGCUUUCCACCUGGUUUUGUUCAUGUUACUGGUGUUGUUGUUGUUGGCUUACUCCUCAACCCUGUAGAUGGAAGUGAUAUGAUCCUCUGAGAUUUGAACUGUCUCAAAACUGCAUGAGCUAAUAACCCAAAAGAUCAUACUCUUCAGAUCUGCAUUGCUUCUUAUUGUAGUAAUAAAAUAUGUUAUAAAAAACUGUGACUUUAUAUUCAUAAGAACUGUCAUUAAUAAUUAAAAUAGUAUUAAAAAUUACAUAAUUGUAGAAGUACAAUUCUCAAAAAGGAAUAAACUUUGUUUUUGAUAUGAUCAGACACUUCUUAUACAAAUAAAUGACAGCAUGCAAGAAACAAAAUAUUUGGAAUCCCUUGUGCUGUAAGCAGUUACUGACUAAGGAUCAGCAUCAUAGGAAUGUAAAAUGUAUCACAGUUUAAUGUUUGCCAGACCAAGGAGCCCUACUUAAUAUUAUAUUCAAAGUUUUGGCCACAUAGUAAAUAUAAAGAAUUCUUAUUUAAAGACCGCAACUAAAAAGGGAUUAAAUCAGACACUUAAUGUAAGACAAUAUUAAAAUUUACUGAACUAUGUAAUCUAUUACUGCAAAGAUAAAUUUGUCAUUAAAUAUUUCAUGAAGUAAAAUUAAUGCAAACCAAACUUUUUCACACAAAUUUUAUUCACAAAGUGGAAUGAUAUAUAUCUGUGUUUAUUCCAGUAAGUGGUAAAUCAAAUUAUGAUUAUUACAUGUCUUGCAUUAAAUAUAAGUAAAACAGUG